GUGUGCCAGGUGUACCAGCUGUGCCAGCUGUGCCAGCUGUGCCAGCUGUGCCAGGUGUACCAGGUGUGCCAGGUGUACCAGGUGUGCCAGGUGUGCCAGGCGUGCGAGCCCCCCCUCUCCCCCCAGGGCGCCAGCUGACCAUCUUCAACAGCCAGGCGCGUGUCCGGGUGGGGGGCCGGGACCGCGGCCGCCCCUUCCAGGGGCAGCUCUCGGGGCUCUACUACAACGGGCUGAAGCUGCUGGCGCUGGCGGCCGAGGGCCACCCCCGCGUGCGCCUCGAGGGGGACCUGCGGCUCGUGGGGGACCCCCCGCCGCCCCCCGCCCCCCCCGGCGCCACCCCCGCGCCCCCCGACAUGGCCACCACCAUCAUGGAGACCACGACCACCAUGGCCACGACCACCACCCGCCGCGGGCGCUCGCCCACCCUGCGCGACACCGUCGCUCAGAACACGGACGACCUGCUGGUGGCCUCGGCCGAGUGUCCGAGCGACGACGAGGACCUGGAGGAGUGUGAGCCGGGCACAGGUGGGUGCGGCUCCGGGGCCCCGGGAACACGCGUGUGACACGGCUGCACACGUGUGUGACAGGGCUGCUCGCGUGGGACACGGCUGCUCACGUGGGACGCGGCUGCGCACGUGUGUCACGUGGCCACAUGUACUGACAGGGCUGCACACGCGUGUGUGAUGUGGCCGCGCACACGUGUGAUGUGGCUGCACACGCGUGUGUGAUGUGGCCACACGGGCCCGGGGCUCCCCCCUCCCCCGGCAGUGGUGAGACCCCCGCACACGGGGGGGGCCUGGGGGGCUGCGGGCACUGCUCACAGCU
Messenger RNA from Corapipo altera (White-ruffed manakin), 825 nucleotides. RefSeq names its product neurexin-2-beta-like. The record is from RefSeq and is a predicted model, not a curated record. The transcript is spliced from 2 exons. The annotation marks the transcript as partial. NCBI's taxonomy places the organism in Eukaryota, Metazoa, Chordata, Aves, Passeriformes, Pipridae.